AUGGAGCAAGAGCCCCUCACAACCAGGCUACGCAAGCCCUUUGCCUACCAAGACUCGGAUUCCGACUCGCUCCCCUCCGCCAUAGAUGAAGAAGAACAAGAAUCCCUCAUCCAAAACCUCUCCCUCAAAAACUCGUCCCAAAACACAACCUUUCGCCAACUCCUCAUCGCCAUCCCCAUCCUCUCCGCCGUCCCCUUUCUUCUCCCUUCCCCUCUCCUCUCGCUCCUCACCCGCCUCCUCGCCAUCAAGUCCCUCCUCGCGACCUCCUUCCUCAUCUACGCCCUCCGUCCCGAAGAUACCGGCUUCGACGCUCUCAAUGCCUGGGCCGCUUCCCAACCCGCUCGAGAUCCGCGCCAAGCCGCUACCGGAGGGCGCCGCCCUGUGUAUGGCUUGGCGCUCGCUGCCAAGAUCGUCAUGGCGGGUGUUGACCCUGAGAGCGAGCUUAGAGCUCUCAAGUACGAUUAUAAGGGUGCCUAA
Messenger RNA from Parascedosporium putredinis, 477 nucleotides. Lineage: Eukaryota; Fungi; Ascomycota; Sordariomycetes; Microascales; Microascaceae. The record is from the annotation of a GenBank genome assembly.